Molecule: messenger RNA, 9201 nt
Organism: Caretta caretta (loggerhead turtle)
Lineage: Eukaryota; Metazoa; Chordata; Testudines; Cheloniidae
Gene: PACS2
Product: phosphofurin acidic cluster sorting protein 2
Biological process (GO): protein localization to plasma membrane
Molecular function (GO): transmembrane transporter binding
Source: RefSeq, a predicted model, not a curated record
GCGCGGCGUAGUGACCGGUCGGGGGGGGCGUUCGUCUCGCUGCAGGCGGCUGCCGGCUCCGCUGCGGGAGCGAGGCGGCUGUGGCGAUGGCGGCGGAGCGGGGCCGCCUGAGCUUCCCGGGCGGCGCCGGGGUGCUGAGCCGCCCGGUGCCCAUGAACCUAUUCGCCACCUGGGAGAUCGACGGUUCCAGCCCCAGCUGCGUCCCCAGGUUGUGCACCUUGACUUUAAAGAAACUGGUCGUCUUAAAGGAAAUGGAUAAGGAGCUCAUUUCUGUGGUCAUUGCAGUCAAAAUGCAGGGCUCGAAGCGAAUACUACGGUCUCAUGAAAUUGUGCUGCCACCAAGCGGACAUGUGGAAACCGAACUUGCACUAACUUUUUCACUACAGUAUCCUCACUUCUUGAAAAGAGAAGGCAACAAGCUUCAGAUCAUGCUGCAAAGGAGGAAGCGAUACAAAAACCGAACGAUUCUGGGCUACAAGACUUUGGCAGUGGGCUCCAUCAACAUGGCCGAGGUGAUGCAGCACCCGACUGAAGGAGGCCAGGUUCUGAGCCUUUUCAGUAACAUCAAGGAAGCCACAGCCAAAGUAGCAGAGAUCUGGAUCUUCUCACUGUCUAGUCAGCCAAUAGACCAUGAAGACAGCACCAUGCAGCCUAGCCAGAAGAUCAAGUCCACAGAUAACUAUUCUGAAGAAGAGUAUGAGAGCUUUUCUUCUGAGCAGGAAGCCAGUGAUGAUGCUGUCCAGGGACAGGAUUUGGACGAUGAUGAAUAUGAGCUGGGCAAGCCAAAGAAGCAGCGGAGAUCGAUAGUAAGAACGACGUCCAUAACCAGGCAACAAAACUUCAAGCAGAAAGUGGUGGCGUUGCUGAGAAGGUUUAAAGUCUCUGAUGAGGUUCUGGAUUCAGAGCAGGACCCAGCAGAGCAUGUGCCGGAAGUGGAGGAAGACUUGGAUCUUCUGUAUGAUACACUGGAUAUAGACAACCCCAGUGACAGUGGCCCUGAAAUGGAAGAUGACGACAGUGUCCUCAGCACUCCUAAACCAAAGUUAAAACCAUAUUUUGAAGGCCUGUCACACUCCAGCUCUCAGACAGAAAUUGGUAGCAUCCACAGCAUCAGAAGCCAAAGAGAGCCAUCAAGUCCUGUAGAAGUGCCUGAAAAGACAAAGAGCCCUGGAAGCAAACAUCCAGGCGACAGUAUCUCUGACACUAUGUCUUAUGAGCCUAGCCAGCAAGACUCCCAGGAAGCAGAACUCUCCACGCUGGAUGUGUUCAUUGAGAAGCUCCCACCAAGUGGAAAAAUCACCAAGACAGAGUCUCUCAUUAUUCCUUCCACCAGCAGGACAGAAGGGAAGCAAACUGGUCGCCGUGGGAGAAGCACUUCACUGAAGGAAAGGCAGCCAGCGAGGCCACAGAAUGAGAGGGCAAACAGCCUGGACAAUGAGCGCUCUCCAGACACCAGGCACCACCUGCAGAUUCCAAGGAAAACUGUGUACGAUCAGUUGAAUCACAUCCUGAUUUCUGAUGACCAGCUACCAGAAAAUAUUAUUCUUGUCAAUACUUCAGACUGGCAAGGCCAGUUUCUUUCCGAUGUCUUGCAAAAACAUACCCUGCCUGUGGUCUGUACGUGCUCUUCUGCUGAUGUGCAAGCAGCUUUCAGCACGAUUGUCUCCAGGAUACAGAGAUACUGUAACUGCAAUUCUCAGCCUCCAACCCCCGUUAAAAUUGCAGUGGCCGGAGCCCAGAAUUACCUCAGUGCUGUGUUGAGGCUCUAUGUAGAACAGCUGUCUCACAAAACCCCGGACUGGCUCAGCUACAUGAGAUUUUUGAUCAUCCCACUAGGUUCUCAUCCAGUGGCGAAGUAUCUAGGCUCUGUAGAUUACAGGUACAACAACUUCUUCCAAGACUUAGCCUGGAGAGAUUUGUUUAAUAAACUUGAAGCACAGACCACUGUUCAGGAAACACCAGAUAUUGUCUCCAGAAUAACCCAGUAUAUAGCCGGGGCAAACUGUGCACACCAGUUGCCUAUUGCAGAAGCAAUGUUGACGUACAAACAGAAAAGCCCUGAUGAAGAAUCAUCCCAGAAGUUCAUUCCCUUUGUUGGGGUGGUAAAGGUUGGAAUAGUGGAACAGUCCUCAGCAACAUCAGGUGAUUCCGAUGACGCAGCUCCCUCUAGUUCCAGUGUCCUUUCCUCUACCCCGCCUUCUGUGUCUCCUGCUGUGAAGGAAGCUUCCCCUACCCCACCUUCCUCGCCGUCUGUCACGGGCAGCUUCUCUUCCUCCAGCCAGAGCCUUGGUGCUGAGCUGAUGGGACUGCAGGUGGAUUACUGGAUUGCAGCUCAGCCCGUGGAGAAGAAAAGAGACCCAGAGAAGAAGGACUCUUCCGCUGCCAAAAACACACUCAAAUGCACUUUCCGGUCUCUCCAGGUCAGCAGGUUACCCACUAGUGGAGAGACCACCAGCACUCCAACAAUGUCAAUGACAGUCGUGACAAAGGAAAAGAACAAAAAGGUGAUGUUUUUGCCCAAGAAAACAAAAGACAAGGAGAUUGAGUCUAAGAGUCAAUGCAUUGAAGGAAUUAGUAGAUUGAUUUGCACAGCAAAACAUCAGCAGAAUAUGCUGCGGGUCCUGAUUGAUGGCGUAGAGUGGAAUGAUGUGAAGUUCUUUCAGCUGGCAGCACAGUGGUCCUCCCAUGUCAAGCACUUUCCCAUCUGCAUAUUCGGACACUCCAAACCUAACUUCUAACUGCUUUCAGCGGGGCGGCUUUCUGCCUGUGUGGAGACUGCACACCCAGGAGCCAGGAAUCUGAAUGCCAACUCUGACUCAAAUCUGCUUGCUCUCUCCUGCAGAUUACUUAUAGAUGCAUCUGGAUUACUUCUGAAUUACUUUUUUCUAUUAAUUCUUAAGUUUACUACAAGGAAAGGAAACCCCUUGAACAAAGCAAAAAACAGUCUUAAGUAGAGAUGUACCAAUAACAUGGAAAUUACCAGGAGAACCUCCAGAAGUGGGGUGACCUGCUGGAGAACUUAAGAGCAGAUAGCUGGAUAACUGCACUGCUUAUUAACCUGAAACCUCCUCGGUGUGUUUGUGGCUGGGUGUUCUGGAUUGGGCUUGAGUGGUUUUUGAGGGGAGAGUGGGAGGUACUGGGAGGAUUAAGUGUUUUAAAAUGUUUAACUCUACCCCCCCAGACUUCACAUUAAGAAAGUAGAGCCUGGUUCACCACCAAAUAGUUCAGGUACCAAGAAUGUGAAAUACAUUGCGCUGUCUGUCAAAAACCAAGCUAAUAACUGAGGGAAACCCUGGGAUUCUCCACAAGUGAAGAAAUGCCAGAGGGUCAUUGUUUUAAGGCCAGCAACUGAAAUGGGCAGGCAUGUUCACACUCGUGCCUGAUUCAGGUUGGGCAGAGACUGAAAUACAAAGUAUGAAAUGUCUGUUUGAGGAAUCCCAUUGCUCCAAGUCCAUCCCAAUAACCCAACCAAGCCCAUCACAAUGCCCCCUGCAGCCCGUAGCUGGAUUUGAAGGACACCAGUUCAGUGGGGUGGUUGUUAUUUAGUUUUUCACACAGAUUAUGCACAUCAAUAAAACCUUGCCCGGCCUCUCAUGAGAAUGGAUUUUUACAGGUGCAAAUAUUUUUAAUGCUUUUAAAAAAGAUUGAUUAAGUUGCUAAAAAGGACAGCAGGAAAGAUCAGCUGCUGUCUAAUGAGUCAAGCAUUAGUCCACUGGCUAGUUCCUGUGCCCCUUGAGCCCUUACACAUGAGCAGCUGCAUUUUACACCAGCUACAUUCACACCCACACAGCAAAAGCACAUGUGCAUGUGAAAGCACUUAAAGUACCAGCUCACAGCAAACGCGCCACCUGCAUACCUCAUUCCGAAUGUGCCCUCUCUUCUAGGCAGUGUGUACAAGAUUCCUCACACACACACACACUCCAGAUGGGAAUCCCUUGUUUAGGGGCCCCCUCCAGCCAUGUGAGCUGCUGCUGCCAUUUCCAAGGCAGGAGGCCAUGUAGCAAAGCCAGCUCUGACAGCAGAGACAGAGAACUUAGGCUUGUCUGGACUGCGUUGGAAUGCCUCAUGCCCGGAUUGUGUCACCUGAGGGUUCUCUCAGCUAUUCUAGAUCUUUGACUCCAGCAGUGCACCUGUGUUGCACAAUGCACCGUUAGCCAGUUGGGCCACGUGCCGGCUUAGGAUCCAUCCUGCAAGGGGCUGAGGGGCCUGCCACAGAAAAUGAGGGUGGAGGAGUCAAUCAGUGCCCCUGUACUUCCUGUGGGCUUCUCUCCAUGGGAAAGGAGGUACUCCAGCAGGAUACAAGCUUGCAGCUAGCAGAACCCACCAUUCAGGGAUUAAGGAUUUACUGUGCAAAACCAGCCAGUGCCUGUGUGAAAUGCACUGGCCACUACAGCCUGAGCACUACUGCAGCUCACGAGGGGGAAGCUGUAACCUAGGUAUGUUCUCCUUUCCCCUUCCCUUAAAAUAUCACAGUGCUAGCCCAUUCCCAGGGUAUACUAAAGCAGCCUGAAGGUUGCUCUGAUUUACAAUGUCAGUAGCCCUACAGGGCUGUGUCAGCAGCAGGGGAUCUCUGGAGCCAAAGGAGCUCAGCUACUGGAGCCCCUGGCUCCCAUUCACAUUUGCAGCUGCGUGUGUGGGUGGUGUAGGAGCUACUGCGGUAACUCUCCUCGCUGGGAAUCCUACCCUAGCUUAGGACAGAGCUUUGCUCUGCUGAAGGGGCAUCAGGGUGCUCUAACUGGAGGAACAAGGCUCUGAUCCUUCUCACCACCGGCUUAACCUGGUUUAGCUCCCUGGAGUUGAGUGAAGCCCUCCUCUACCAGGCAUGGUGCACACUACACUGGUGGCAGCCGCACGUGGACUGAAAUUCCCAGGGGUGGAGCCUUUGCCCAGAAAUCCUCCCCCAUCAACCCUGCAAGGAAUUACACUACAGCAAAGCCUAACAGCUUUAGUUACCUGUAACCCUGCUCUACUCCUCCAGGGGGUCCCAGGGCUGGAUCUGUGGGGCUCCCCUGGCAAUACAGCUCCAGGGAGGAGCCUCCAUGCAGAUGCUGCCAAACCCAGGGGCUCAGGAGCUAAGCUUGUUUUCUUUGCAGAGGAGCCAACACCCCACCCUUGGAAUGAGCAGGGUGCAGCUGCAUAAAGGGAGCCUCCUGGGGGUUCCAGUCUCAUGGGCAGGCGUUUGCACUGCUCAGGCCUGUGUUCAGAGAUCCCCAGAGUGGCUCCUUCCCCCACCCUCUCAAAGGGACAGCAAUACAUUAAGCAUUUUUCAGAGUUCAAAUGUUCUGGGACAAUGACUGACUGAACAAAGAUUUGCAAAUGGCUGGGGAGCCUAUUCCACCUUGCGUGUGGGUCACGCCACAGGAAGGCGCAUCCUGCAGGAGGGGUUUCGUUGACUUGGGCAGGACUUCAGUGGGCAGCUGGGGGGGGGGUGUUCAGCUAACGGCCCUGCUGAGGUAGUGAGGGUGCCCGGGGCCCUAAAUGAGAACAGUGCCUCCUUCUUCCCCCUCACAGUGAAGAGGAGUAUCCGCAGAGCAAACAGUACCUGCACCUUCCCUUCACUGCUCAGGUUACUGGUUUAGACACGUGUUUAAUAAGAUAGAAACUUUCUAGUGCAAUUUCAGCCAUGUCCAGGAAUUGACUCUCAUCAGACUGGCAGGGUCCUCAGCAGCCCAGCAAUGCGCACUCCUCUGAGAAGCUGGGCAGGUCAGCGCACAGAUCCGCACACGAACGCUGAUGCAGCUGGUGGGGGUUACUGUAAUCUAUUCACUCGCUUAUGGCAGCCCUGAGGAGAGGGUAGGUUUUCCCUUUAACGCUUUGUAACAGGAGCAGAAAGAAUCUCUAGCUUCAGCAUAGUGGCGGCUGACGCAUAGGAUCUUGCAAGGAGGCUUGUGCCUUGCUCUGGGUUAGCGCAGUGUUGCUUGACAGCCACAACUUAGGAAUGAGCACACGAGCACAUCAGUGUUCUUUAUUGAAGCUGUUGUCUCAGGACAAGCCUUUUAAUGAAGUCAGCAGUUCAGAUUCUUCCUUAAAUCCCUCUUCCCUGUGCAAGUAGAGUGACUGAAAUCCAGUCUGAUUUCAGUCCCACGGCUUAUUCUACACCAGCGCUGGCAGAGACCCUUGCCUGACUUUCAUGGCCCCUGCAGCUCUGCGGCAGGCUUGGACUGGCUAUUUGCAAUAACUUUGUUUACCGGGGCAAUGAAGGAUUUGACACUUUGCUCCUCUUUGUAUUUCAACCUACUAUAGAGAGACGAACAGUAGCCAGUAUGCGACUUCAUGGCUCCUGCCUAUCAAAUGUAUGUUGCCCCCUUUCUUACUAUGUGUAACGUUUCAUGUGGAUUAGUUCUUUAUUUUAAUUACAUUUUAUGAAAUCUAAUUCACCAGAAAACUUUCUGCCUGUUUGGUACCCAUGCACUUGCAGACAGCACAGUUUGUUACCUCUGGCAAGCUGCUAUUUGGCAGCACAGCCAUCUGCAGUGGGCUCUCUGCUGUAGCAAGGCUUCCAAGGAAACCCUCCUUGAACCCUCAGGCUGGAGUUUUUAGGGUGGCAGAACUGCAUUGAUCUUGGGAAAGCUUCAUUCUUGGUGGUUCGUCAUGGUGCUGCCCUGCCUCAUAGCCAAGGGUUGGAGCUGGAUUCCCUGGGAAUGUUUGUUAAAGUUUUAUACAGUGGUUACUUUCUCUGAGUUUCUUCACACAACUAACUUCGUCCCUGACCACUAGGAAAACUUUCUGGAAGUCUGAGCGCUGAAGCUCUGCAGUAACAGAGUAUAACAGCAGUCGGGCUGUGCAGACAAUGUGCUGCUCCAUAGGAAAUGAUUUUGAUAAAGCAGUGGCAGGAGCCUCCUCUCAGGGUGAGCUGAGCUGAGCUCCGGUCUCCCACGUGGUGCUCUCCCACCAACCACCAAUUCCAGGGUUCACAGGAAGUCACUCUGAAGAAUUGGGCUGUGUGCCAGCUUGCUAUGACUCUACCAUUGUACGCCCUGUGGCAGAGCUGACCGGGGGGGGGGAGGUGCCAGUUCUUGUUCUUUCAGUUCUCUGAAAGGGGCCAUCAGGAUAUCAGGGGGCUGAUGAUCACCUUCGCCGUGAUGAGUGCAGAAGACUGACCCUAAUGGAGCAAGAAACCCUGCACAGCCCCAGUUUUAAAACUCUUUAUGGAAUAAUGAAAAGAGACCUGCACGAACCUCCACCAGAGUGUGACUCGAAGGAAACUCAUUUGCUUUAUCUCAUUGGCCUGAAUCAGCCUGCUUUAACUGGAAAUCUAGAAGUCGCUUUUACUUCGGCCCCUGGAUUUCUAGCAGUGAACAGGCAGAGGGGUGGGGAGAGAGCUGACUGCCUAGUUUUCAGCUGGUUGCAUGCCACCUUGUCACCUUUAAACUUCCCCCCCGUUUCCCACCUGUGUUGGGAUUGCUGAUAUCUCCUUGCCUCCUGCAGGAAUGUACUGUAGUAGCAGAUCCGUUUGAUUCCCAUUACACACUGACCCGGGCCUUGAUACUGACUGACUGCUCCAUGGAGCCCCAAGCUGUGACUCCAGCACUUUCCUGUUGGCAAAGCUGCCAUUCCCCUGUACUGGUGUUCUCUUGGGAAACUGGCCCCAGCCCUUCCUUGGAGGUGGGAUCUAAGGAGGCAUCCCUAGUAGGCUGGCCAAGUACUGGAGCUCUGGUUCUACACUUCCAUGGCUAAAUGAAAUGCAGACGUCUACCAUGGCAAGCCAGGGAAUAUCCUUACUAGUUUUGAAUGCUUGCUGGAAUUGCAUUUGUUUUUCUUUGCCCUAAAGAAAACAGCAGCUGGAGCAGCAGUAUUCAUUUAACCUCUGGCUUUCCAUUAAUUUCACCUGCAGUUAUCAAUUGCAUAUAAUCCAGUCACGUUUUUCUGCCCAACCCAACAACAGCCCCAUUGAGCAGUUUAUAUCUCAAAUGUAAGUAUAAAAUUCCUCUAUUACCUUAGUUUGAGGAUACUUCUCAACCUCCCCUUGGCUUCAUUUUGCUGCUUUUAUUGGCAAGCCUUGUUGUCAUGUCCUAGAGAGGAGAUCUGAGGGUGGAGUAGUAGAAUGGGAAGUUUUUGUGGUUUUGUAUAGAAUCGCCAUACCCACCUGUAGGCCGGUUGACCCAGCUAAAAACCACACUGACCAGCAUUGUUCCAUUAAUGUCUCUAAAACACUCUUGUUGACCUGUAUAUCCUGUUAGUCUUGGGCUAGCUAUCGCUACCAUCUCGGAUCAGUCUGGCCACGUGUUUAGUACCAAGAAAAUAUUCUAAGAAUCGUUCAUUUUGAGGGUUCAAGAAAUAGUACGAGAUGCCUUGAAACCUUGUAAGCAAAACAUCUUGGUGACAAUAGAGAGCCUGUAUUCUUUCCCUGUAGUUUGAAGUACUGAAAAGACAGGGGCUUCUUACUUCGGAUGGAAGCUUUGUUUCAGCUCAGAUCCCCAGGAUGUAAAGUCCGAAAGCUCUUGGCAGUAGGAACAUCGUGGUGUGUUUUCUUUCUUCAUAUUGUUUGCUUAGAGAUGCUGAGAUGAUUAAAAACCCUCCAUUCAGUGCACUUCCGUAUCCUGGCCAUUAGAACUGUGGAGACUUGCUAAAACUCUAGUAUGACCUUCUCACUGGGAUGCCCAGUGUGAGAGGUGAUCAUCUGAGCACAGCAUCUCCCGCAGACCCUGAUGACGCUCCUUUGGCAAGUUUCUUGCAAAGUCACAGGACUGAUAAGCGGGAGCGCUGGAGUGAUGAGCUCUCCUGGGUUUCUGUGGAGUCUUUAGGACUUGAUGCUAGAGAGGAGGAGGAGCCAUAGUUUUGCAAGUAGCAGGACAUUAAUUCCUUUAAAAGGAAGCGCAUCAAAAUCCCGGUCAGGUUGGCUUCCCCUUCUGUAUAGCCAGAUAGAAGGCAUCCCAGAACUUAGUGUGUCUGACUGGCAUGCAGUGCAUCUUUACUCAGAGCACUCUUUAGGAAGCACCUUGCUCGUGUGGGUACACUCGUGUGUGAGAUAGUCUGAGCAAUGCUUGCUGCACAUGUAACAAUGUCAAAUGAAGGGAUGUUACCACUGUAGAUUUCUAAGUUGUCCAUCUGUUUCAUUGUUGUUUUGUUUGGGUUUUAGGUUUUAUAUGAAGACAAAUUAAAUGUAAAUAGCCUUUUUUGGAACGAACUGCAAUGUGUGCAACCUCAUCGACUAUUUUAUGGUACUAAUGCAACACUAAUAAAACUGGACAUGAAAGCACA